CCUUCUCCACACUUGUUUGAUUUAUGAGGAAUCCAAGAUGAAUCUGGAGCAGGAGAGGCCAUUCAUCUGCAGUGCGCCAGGCUGCUCCCAGCGCUUCCCAACAGAGGACCAUCUGAUGAUUCAUAGGCACAAGCAUGAAAUGACUUUGAAGUUUCCCUCAAUAAAAACAGACAAUAUGUUAUCAGAUCAGACUCCAACCCCAACGAGAUUCCUGAAGAACUGCGAGGAAGUGGGACUCUUCAAUGAGCUGGAUUGCUCUCUAGAGCAUGAGUUCAGGAAGGCUCAGGAGGAGGAGAGCAGUAAGCGGAAUAUCUCGAUGCAUAAUACAGUUGGUGGGGCCAUGGCGGGGCCUGGAGCUCACCAGCUUGGCAGCACACGGAUGCCCAACCAUGACACCAGUGUUGUGAUUCAGCAAGCCAUGCCGUCACCCCAGUCCAGCUCUGUCAUCACACAAGCACCUUCCACCAACCGCCAGAUCGGGCCUGUUCCAGGCUCUCUAUCUUCUCUGCUACACAUCCACAACAGACAGAGACAGCCCAUGCCAGCCUCCAUGCCCGGGACCCUGCCCAACCCCACGAUGCCGGGAUCUUCUGCUGUCCUGAUGCCAAUGGAGAGACAAAUGUCAGUGAACUCCAACCUCCUGGGAAUGCAAGGUCCAAAUCUCAGCAACCCCUGUGCUUCUCCCCAAGUCCAGCCGAUGCAUUCAGAAGCCAAAAUGAGGCUGAAGGCCGCGUUGACUCACCACCCUGCUGCCAUGUCAAAUGGGAAUAUGAACACCAUGGGACACAUGAUGGAAAUGAUGGGCUCCCGGCAGGACCAGACGCCGCACCAUCACAUGCACUCGCACCCGCAUCAGCACCAGACACUGCCAGCCCAUCACCCCUACCCACACCAGCACCAGCACCCAGCUCACCACCCCCAUCCUCAGCCCCAUCACCAGCAGAAUCACCCGCAUCAUCACUCCCACUCCCACCUUCAUGCACACCCAGCACAUCACCAGACCUCGCCACACCCACCCCUGCACUCCGGCAACCAAGCACAGCAGGUCUCACCAGCCACACAGCAGAUGCAGCCAACCCAGACAAUACAGCCGCCCCAGCCCACAGGGGGGCGCCGGCGAAGGGUGGUGGACGAGGAUCCGGAUGAGAGGAGGCGGAAAUUUCUGGAACGGAACCGGGCUGCCGCCACCCGCUGCAGACAGAAGAGGAAGGUCUGGGUGAUGUCACUGGAAAAGAAAGCUGAAGAACUCACCCAGACAAACAUGCAGCUUCAGAAUGAAGUGUCCAUGUUGAAAAACGAGGUGGCGCAGCUGAAACAGUUGUUGCUAACGCAUAAAGAUUGCCCAAUAACAGCCAUGCAGAAAGAGUCACAAGGAUAUCUAAGUCCAGAGAGCAGCCCUCCCGCGAGCCCGGUCCCGGCUUGCUCCCAGCAGCAGGUCAUCCAGCAUAACACCAUCACCACGUCCUCGGCGGUCAGCGAGGUGGUGGGGAGCUCCACCCUCAGCCAGCUCACCACUCACAGAACAGACCUGAACCCGAUCCUUUAAAAACCAGGGGUCAGACCUUGCCUCCAAGAAGAGCGGCCGCGUCCCAUGCGUCCUUUCCUUGAAGGGCAUUUUUAGAAUUAACUCAGACCUGGAAGACUCCUCAGUUCUUCAGAGACUGGCUUUCGUUUUUAUAGUCAUUAUGGAAAUGUUGUCUUUUAUACUUAGCUCUAUGAGAAAAAAGGGAGUUAUGCAAUUACUAUCUAUCAGCUUGGGAAAUGCUUUGGUGCUUUUCUCCAGUUUUCUGGUACCAGUUACAUGUUUAUGAACUGAAUGCUUUCUGUAUAUAGUCAUGGUUUCAUUAUCAGUCCAACCCUUUGCCUGAGACAUUGACUCUUGUUAAGCCGCAGCUUAU
Molecule: messenger RNA, 1898 nt
Organism: Eptesicus fuscus (big brown bat)
Lineage: Eukaryota; Metazoa; Chordata; Mammalia; Chiroptera; Vespertilionidae
Gene: CREB5
Product: cAMP responsive element binding protein 5
Exons: 11
Coding region: 38-1546 (502 amino acids)
Biological process (GO): regulation of transcription by RNA polymerase II
Molecular function (GO): cAMP response element binding; DNA-binding transcription factor activity, RNA polymerase II-specific
Source: RefSeq, a predicted model, not a curated record